AUGGAACCCGGAUCCAAGAACGUACUGCAGGUUGCAGCACUUGGACGACCCUUCCAGCUGGGGAUGCUGUAUGACUGUCGGAGUGAUUGUCUCAUUCCAGGCAUGACGUUAUGGGAUCGUGAAGCACUCAAAAAGGACACUGAUGAGAAGUCUCAGCGCAACACAGAAUUUAAGAUCAUUGCAUCUGAUUCCAUUGAAGAUAAAUCUUCUGCUUUGAAUGUUGAAGCUUCACUUAAAGCAAGUUUCUUGGGGGGGCUGAUUGAGGUGGGAGGGUCUGCAAAAUACCUAAAGGACACAAAGGUUUCAAAGAAGCAGGCACGUGUCACACUGCAGUACAAAACUACCACUAAAUUCAUGCAAAUGACCAUGAAUCAACUUGGACGAGGCAAUGUUAAAUACCCUUACGUAUUUGAGCAGGGAGAAGCCACUCAUGUAGUCACAGGUAUACUUUAUGGCGCACAGGCAUUCUUUGUGUUUGAUCGAGAAGUAUCAAAGAGUGAAGACCGUCAAGACAUUGAGGGAAACUUGCAGGUGAUGAUCAAGAAGAUUCCUAUGCUUGCGAUUGAGGGACAGGGCUCACUACAAAUGACGGAUAGUGACAGUGCUAGCGUUGAGAAGUUUUCUUGUAAAUUCUAUGGAGAUUUUGCCCUCGAAAACAGCCCUGUUUCUUUUCAAGAUGCCAUGAAGGUAUACACAAUGCUGCCAAAGCUGCUGGGAGAGCAAGGGGAACAUGCUGUGCCAAUGCAGGUGUGGUUGUACCCCUUACAAAAUUUAGACUCAGCUGCUGCCCGCCUAGUUUGGCAGAUCAGCGUUGGAUUAGUUAAUCAAGCACAGAGCGUGCUGGAAGAUUUUUCUGACCUUGAAAUACGAUGUAAUGACAUGAAGAAACACAAAGUCAUUACUUACUUUCCAGAGAUCGGCAAAAAGAUAAAGUCAUUCAAAGACAUGUGCCAGGAGUACAAAUUAGUCUUUCAGAAGUCUUUGGCAGAAAUGCUUCCUUCCAUCCGAGGAGGAGGAAAAGAGGAAGGUGAGCUUGCAGACCUCUUGAGAGGUAAGAAAGCAUCUCCUUUCAACAGGAAUUCACUGAAGUCAUGGCUCGACUGCAAACGGAGAGAAAUCACAGUACUCCAAAUGUACACAAACAUGCUAAAAGGCACAAAAAUUGUGUCUUCAAAUGGUGAGCUUGACAAAGAGGUUACCUUGAAUACAGAGGUUAAACAUGUGGUGUGUUUUGCUUUCACAUCAGUGCAGAGUGAGGAGCCAUACCUGACAGCUUUAUCAGAACAGCUAAGCAUUCAGCCCAAGUCCCAGAUGGCUCUUACUGCUAAUGCUAAAAGACCAGAUGUAGAGAGGGGACAGUGGCAAUUGUCUGAGGAUCUGUCAAACAAAUGGACUGUUAAUGGAUGA
Molecule: messenger RNA, 1407 nt
Organism: Megalops cyprinoides (Indo-Pacific tarpon)
Lineage: Eukaryota; Metazoa; Chordata; Actinopteri; Elopiformes; Megalopidae
Product: stonustoxin subunit alpha-like
Exons: 3
Coding region: 1-1407 (468 amino acids)
Source: RefSeq, a predicted model, not a curated record